This is a messenger RNA of Lobosporangium transversale, 4569 nucleotides long. RefSeq lists its product as hypothetical. The record is from RefSeq and is a predicted model, not a curated record. Lineage: Eukaryota; Fungi; Mortierellomycota; Mortierellomycetes; Mortierellales; Mortierellaceae. Gene Ontology annotation, molecular function: phosphatidylinositol binding. Bases 1 to 4569 code for a protein of 1522 amino acids. The transcript has 2 exons.
AUGCCCUCAACGGCAAGUCCCUCAGGGCCAGUGCAAAGCCAUGGGCGCUUGGCAGGGGCUCCCGUCCUCUGUGCAUCAAAAAGCCCCAUUCGCUCUCGACAGCCUCUACAGCCCUUACAACCUUUGCAACAGCAACAGCAGCAGAGUAAUCACCAGAGCUACCACCGCCACCAACAACCACUACAACCAUAUAGCAGCAACAGCACCAUUAAAUCUAAUAGCCGCAACGGAAGUAGCGCCACUAACAUUGCCAGCCACUAUCGUCCACAUCAUAAUCAUUAUCAGGAACACAAUUCUCCUUCAUUGUUAUCGCGAUCAACGGGUAGACAGGCCCAACAUGAACAAACCUAUUCCAACUCACCUAUAAAGCCGUCCUCAAGUACCAUGAUAGCAACCACCGCCACUGACCUGAAGGCUUUGCAAAAUAUCCUAAAGCAGAGCUAUUCGACCAACAACAUCAACGGUAAUAGCAGCAAGGUUACCAUAUCUGUUGGUAGUGUGAUCAAUACUGGUCGCAGUAGCCACAGUAGAAGCUCAUCACAGACCUCUCGCAAGAGAGUUAGCAUCAGUAGCAGCACUAGUAGCAAUGGCAGCAGUGUUAACAGCGCCCUUAACAAAAGUAAUUUGUCGGCUUCAGCAAUCUCAACAACCUCAACAUUUUAUUCAGGUGUCAAAUUAGCGCCGCCAAUCUUGAGCGCUUCUGUGCUGGGUAUUGAACGUCGGACUUUAGAUCAAAAAGCAUGGUACACCAUCCAAGUCUUCCCCUGUGACCAAGAGAUCCCUUCACCUAGUUCGCUCUCGCCUCCACUCUCGAGGAGAAGCAGUAAUAGCUACAGCAACUCUACUGUCUCCAGUAAUACGGCUAAUAUACAUUUUAGAUUCAAGUUCACCAAUGAAAACGCAACCAGAGCGGCAGCAUCCCCAUCCAUCAAACCCAUCAAAUCAUCUAUCUCACGUAAACCUUACAAAAUUUAUCGACGGUAUGAGGAUGUGGCCGACUUUGCAGAUCAGCUGGAGGAAGAAUUUCCCUCAUUACUGGCAUUAACACCAACAUCAACAUUAGUACCGGUGUUAACAUCUCAUCAGCUACAGCUACAAUAUACAACUGUGAGCAACAGCGACAGUCCAAGUUCUAGUAUUAACGACAGGCCAUCUUUGUCAACUUUGCUCACGACAUCUGCAAGCAACAGUAACAAUAAUAACAAUAAUAACACCCACAUAGGCAACAGUGGUGCUGCAAUGAGCUCAGGCCUUGGUAUUCAUGCACAUGCAUCUCCCAACGACCUUUGUACAGCACCAACAGCAUCAACACCCAUUUUGCCUCGACUGAAAUCCCCGUUGGUAUUGUUUAUGACAAAAUCAGUGUGCCUCCAACGUAAAGAAGAGCUCGACAGAUACUUGCAAGAGCUGUUUGCUCUUGGGCCCAUGGUUGCACAGUCGCGCCUUGUGGCCGAGUUUUUUGGGAUAUGGAAGACUGAUAUGGAGGCUCAUAUGCGUCAAGAGGACCGAGACCCAUUAGCCCUGCACACACAAACAACCGCUCCAUUUAUAGAGAAUGAAACAAAAAAAGCUGACGACGUUAAUGCAAGAGCAAAGGCCAAGGCCAAAGGAAUGAUAGAGCCAGAAACAGAAAAAGAAGCAUCAGUAGAAGUGAAAGUAGGGCUAGUGACUCCAGCAAAAGCUGAAAACGCAAUGACCAACAAUGUUGCUGUUGCCUCAAUGAGCUGCGAGAAGGCAGUAGCGUGGGGAGGGGGAAUAGAAGAGAAGAAGACGUACGGCCCUCAUAAGCAAGAGGCACCUAGCGAUCAUAACAAUGCGCCGAUCUUGAACCGAAUGGCCAUAUCUAAUAGUAACGACCGCCGCUUUUCUCCUGCAUCUUCAGUACCAGGCUCUCCAGCUCGUCUGCAGUCUGCUACCCUAGCGCUCGACAUUGCGGAUGGCAAGGACAGGAGCUUUAUCGAUACAAAAACUGACUCAACUGCCACUAUGUUUUCUUCCAUCUCUCGUUCUCCGGCUCCUCCAAGCACAAGGCCUACAAUUAAGAUGCCGGCUAUCACGACAACGGCGUCAACAAUGACAACCACUCACCAUCCUUCAUCGCCAUCCUCCUCUUUUACAUACAUGACAUCGCCCACACUCUCCUCACCCAGCCCUAGGAAAACCCACUUCCCACGUAAGGCCUCAACGCCUUCAGGGUGCACAGCAGAGCUACUCAUCCAAGCCUUGGAGGACACAAUGCCACCGGGGUCAUUCUCAGGGUUGGCGCGCAUCAAUGGAGCAGAUGUAGAGGUGAUGUCUCCCACUACCGAAGCAGUAGCCCCAGCUCCAACAUUGAUUGGUAAUAGUGGCUCGCAUAGGCACCCAACUCCUCCUUUGGGGCUAGAAGCAGCAGCGGUUACGUGUACUGGAGCUGAUGGAGGAGUUAUUAAUACUACAGCUCGCACUAUCAACCGACUCAAAUCACUCCGACGCCCAAAUGCUUCAAAGUAUCAAAGCCAAGGAACUGAGAUUCACCAGCAUGGCUUCAGCCAUAAUAACGGCGACACGUACUCAGCUGCAUCUAUGAAAGGAAGGUCUAGCUCCAAUACCUUUCAGGGAGCAACACCUGUGGUUGCAUCUGCAGCCGGAAGCAAUACACCAAUCUCAUCGUGCUCAAUUGUAAGUGCCGCGCAGCCACAUGGAUUUACUUCGGCUGCUGCUGGCAGCGCAAUGAGACCAAGGGUCAUGAGGUACUCUAAGACAAAUAUAUCCCGUCCUGAAGUCGAUAUGCAACCGCUUUCAUCCAAGGAUGUGACCCCACCCUGGAAUAGGACCUUCACGCCGGUACUUGCAAGCAACUUCAACGAUCCAUCCACGCUCCAUUCCCCAAUCAGUCCUACAGCAUCUGGCAGUCCAAACAGUAGUCAGCUAUCACUGUCACUAUCCACCAGCAACCCUAAUGGCACUGUUGCAGGGGAGAGCACAUCUACAUUCACAGUGGUGCCCAGUGGCCUAGAGGGUCGGUCACAUAAGCCGACCAUGUCAGAUUCAAAGACCAUAUCAGCUAUUUCCAGUUGGAACAUUGGCGCUGGUGGCAGUAGAAGUACUUCCACGCCGAUGUCACCAGGGACGAAGAUACCCUUGUUAACGCCAGCGACUCUAAGCAGCAGCAGCAACGACAACAACAACCACAAGGCUGGUAGAGGUGAUAAUAAUUCAACUCACCAUGGUCUCCGAGCAAGAUCCAUGUCAAUAUCUUCCAUGUCUUCAACUCUCUCUGUGGCAACGACACCCCCAGCCGCUCCUGGGGAUCGCAUGCAUCCAAACGCAGAGGCAAGCAAGCAGUUGCAUUCGCUAACCAAGGUUAGCUCAUCAACGUCUUCUUAUUCGUUAUCAUCUACAGCGGCCUUUGUCCCUGUAGAGCUUGAAAGAUCGUUUCAAAAGAAGGAAAGACUGGUUCAAAAACCACAUGUUAUGUUGACUAGCAAAGGGCAGGAUGGCGGCAUCGGCAUCAAUGAUAACAAUCUUUCUGGGAAGGCUCUUGUACUGACGCAACCGUCUGGGGUCAGGGAACAGCGACGUCCAUCAGCUGCAUCUGUAUCUGGGCAGCAUGUACGGGCAACCAUUACUUCGAAAAUGAGCAAGAGUGGCAGUAGCAAAAGACAUGGUAUGUCGCAUUCUAUUUCAGUACCAAGGGGGUCUUCUCUGCCUUCCAUGACUGCCACAGCCUCUGGUGCUACUUCACCCUCAUCAUCCGCUACAGACGUCCCCAAGGCGCAAGUAACAGAGUCAGGAUUAUCACAGGAAAGGGGUUCAGCUUCGAGUAUAACAAUCAAGAAACGUGUACAAACUCGUAGAGAGUCUAUGACCAGUUUAUGUUCGCCCACUUCGUCAACGAAACAGCCGGUUGGAAUCUUGAAGAACGCGUAUCAAAAUAAUAACGGCAACAGCAGCAGCAGUAGCAAUAGCAAGAUCAGUGGUGGCCAUAGAAAACCAAGUUUCGCUAUUCCUUCGGCUGCCAACUUGUUCCCAGUGCAAUCGCAACCGUCUCUGAAGAAACCGUCCUUUAAGCCUAAUGUGCCGACACCAAUAUUACCGCUAUCACCAUCGUCAUCACCAAUUGCAAAUGGAGAAUGUUCUCCCUCCAUUGUUGCAACGUUCAAGGUUGUGGUGGAUGCAGAUACAAUUGUAGCACUACAGGUGUUUGAGGAUAGAGGAUUUGUGUUGACGCUAAAAGAGCUUCAAUCGCGAGUGCAAAGCAAAUUACUCAAGUCCAAUAUUCAGCUGCCAGAAAAGUUUGAUUUUGUCUGGGUGAUGCCCAUAAACAGUAGCGGCGCACUGAAUGGUUCGUUAAUGAGCCCAUCGAGCAGCGCCCCAUGGUCACCAUCCCUGCUUUCGCCAGUUUCUGCUUCAUUUUCAGCUUCUAUGACUGUGACUGCAACUGCGGGUACAGCUUCUUCGGCCUCAGCGUCCUCAACUUCAAUCCACCAUUUGUCGGAUCCAGGUGUUAUCUUAAAGUCGGAUGAAGAUCUGCAAAAGGCUAUCCACUCGUGUAAGAACCAUAAGGUUACUUUACGAUGCAGUCUUUGA